Messenger RNA from Colletotrichum truncatum, 735 nucleotides. RefSeq names its product necrosis and ethylene-inducing protein 1 precursor. The record is from RefSeq and is a predicted model, not a curated record. Lineage: Eukaryota; Fungi; Ascomycota; Sordariomycetes; Glomerellales; Glomerellaceae.
AUGGUUUCCUUCAAGAUCUCCACCGUCCUGGCUCUGGCCGCUGCCGUUUCUGCUGCUCCCACCGAGAAACUUCAGUCUCGUGCCUCUGUCCCCCACGACUCGAUCAGCCCAGUUGCUCAACGUAUCCAGACAGGUGGCAACGGCAAGCUCAUCGAGACCUUCAACCCUCUUCUCCACAUCGCCCAUGGCUGCCAGCCGUACCCUGCUGUCGCUGAUAACGGCGACAUCAGCGGUGGCCUUCAGGAUUCCGGCAGCGCCACCGGCGGCUGCAGAGACCAGAGCAAGGGUCAGACUUACGCCCGCGCCGGCGUCGUUGACGGCAAGACUUGCGUCAUGUACGCCUGGUACUUCCCCAAGGACCACCCCACCAGCGGCAACGUUGCUGGAGGCCACCGCCACGACUGGGAGAACAUUGUCAUCUGCGUCGACGACCCGGCUGCCGCCACUCCCAAGAUCACCGCCGCCGGCGCCUCUUCUCACAACGGCUACAGCAAGGUCAGCGGUGCUCCCAAGAUGAACGGCAACAGCCCCAAGGUUGAAUACUUCACGACCUUCCCCACCAACCACGAGCUCCAGUUCACCGAUACCAAGGGAAAGACUUACCCCAUCUCCGACUGGGACGCCAUGCCCGAGGCUGCCAAGAAGGGUCUCCAGGAUGCUGACUUCGGAAAGGCCAACGUUCCCUUCAAGGAUGGCAGCUUCGAGUCCAAGGUCCGCGAUGCCACCAGUGCUUAA